This is a messenger RNA of Drosophila teissieri, 583 nucleotides long. RefSeq names its product attacin-A. The coding region runs from base 36 to 581 and encodes 181 amino acids. The record is from RefSeq and is a predicted model, not a curated record. The transcript is spliced from 2 exons. Lineage: Eukaryota; Metazoa; Arthropoda; Insecta; Diptera; Drosophilidae. Gene Ontology annotation, biological process: defense response to bacterium. Gene Ontology annotation, cellular component: extracellular region.
CCAAGCAGAAAGACGAAAUCAAGGAAUCCUUUUAAAUGGAGUGCCAAGCUACAGGAAACCCGAAAACCGGAGAGGCAACCGCCCAGUGCGGAUUGAGGGUCGGGGAUGAUCUUGCCAGCGCUCGGGCCGGAGUAUUCGCCUCCACUCCAGGCGCUGGUGGUCCAGUCACCAAGGGAGUUUAUGGAGCGGUCAACGCCAAUGGCCAUGCUCUAUCGCUGCAGCAUGGCCACAUCGAGGGCAUGGGCAGCACCACCACUGCCGCAGCCCAAGCCAAUCUCUUCCAGAGCAACAACGCCGCCCUGAAUGCCACUGCCUUCCACAGUCAUAGUCGAUCACACGAUCAGUUUGGUGGUGGACUCAAUUUGCAAACUGGAGCGGGUCACCAGGCGGCAGUGGGGGUUACUAGGGUGCCGCAGUUUGGUAUGACCGCCGUCCAGGCUUCUGGCACUGCGAAUCUGUAUACCUCUCCAAGUGGAAACCUCAAUCUCAACGCCACCGGAAGUGCCAAUCAUCACUUGAGGGGACCGAUGCGCGGAAAGUCCGAUUUCGGCACCGGAGUUAACUUGAGAUAUAAUUUUUGAUU